This is a messenger RNA of Sitophilus oryzae (rice weevil), 2488 nucleotides long. RefSeq lists its product as uncharacterized. Bases 195 to 2330 code for a protein of 711 amino acids. Lineage: Eukaryota; Metazoa; Arthropoda; Insecta; Coleoptera; Curculionidae. The record is from RefSeq and is a predicted model, not a curated record. The transcript is spliced from 2 exons.
UAUACAAAUGUUGGAAUUUACUAAAAAAAACAAAUCAGUCUAAUUCAUUUCUUUUUAUGAUUUUUAUAUAGUAUUGGCAACUGCGCAUUUAAAUCAUUAAACUGCAUGACCGUUAAGGUCGUUCAUCCCUGCUGCAAGCUCAGUUGAAAUCAGUGUUAUCUGAAAAGUAGCAUAAAUUGAUUUUUCUUAAUUUUAUGUUAUUGUUUGAACUAGUGUGUUUUCGUUUAAAACUGCUGGGCCUAAAUCAUACUUUUAUGAUGGAUCCUUCUACCUCAGGUACGAUGUCAAACACUUUUUUUAUAAGUCGACAAGAACUGUUUGCCAUCAUGAAGAAUUCAGGACACAGUAAUUUUGAAGAACAGUUUACUUUUUUGACAGAGAAUAUGAAAGGAAGGACAGGUUGCUCAGAAGAUAAUUUAAAGGAUUUACUUAAGAAACUUUCUUAUUUUAAAUCGGACCUGAAAUCUCGAUGGACAAGUGCCAGAAGAACAGAAGAUCGUUUUUUAAAAGCAAAUCGCAGUUGGUUGGAGAGUGCUAUUUCAUUUCCUCGUUACGAAUCUCAUUCGGUGGAACAAAAUCGGGGAGGGCGCCCAAAAAAAAGUUUCGAGGAAAGUGGUGACAGGUCAAAAAGAAAAAAGACCGAGCAGUUACGAAGCAUUGCAACUGUUUCAGAGCUAAGUUAUGCUGCUCAAAUUAGCCUUAGGGCCUCAGGAAAAACUGAUGCUUCAAAAGUGGUGCAUGAGGUAACUGCGACAAGCCCAACACGCGCAAGCAAGUACAGAAAAGCAUAUAAGGAAUUAUUAAAAGACCGUGGGCCUAGGUUGAUGACAGGUGAAGAUGCCUUAGCAGUCUUAGUGGAAGCCAAAUUGUCUAGGCAUCAAUACAAUGUAAUACGAAUGAGCGACCCUGAGAAAUUCCCCUCCUACAAAAACGUACAGGAAGCCAAAAAACUAUGCUAUCCAAAUGCAGAUGCCAUUAAAAUAUCUGAAACCUCUGCAGAAGUUAAGCUGCAGGCACUACUGGAUCACACAGUUCAACGUCUUCUUAUUGUGCAGGAAAGUGUCAUAGAUUCAUUAAGUGAAGAAGAAUUAAACCAGUUAAGUUUAUUUACAAAAUGGGGCUUUGACGGCAGCUCUGGGCAUAGUUCCUACAAGCAAGCUUUCCAUGGAUCCGAAGCAAGUGAUGCUGCUAUUUUUAUUACAUCCAUUGUACCAAUUCGUCUAGUAUGCAAAUCAAAAGUGAUAUGGCAGAAUCCUCGUCCCUCUUCUCCGAGGUAUUGUCGGCCUCUAAAAAUACAGUUUAUAAAAGAGUCUGUCGAAGUAUCAAUUACUCAAAAAAAUGAAGUUGAUGACGAAAUAAGAAAAUUGCAUAGUAGUGUUUUGAUAUUUAAUCAAAGACAGGUAAAAGUGAUGCACUCUUUAAUAUUUGCAAUGGUGGACGGAAAGGUUUGCAAUGCUCUUAGUGAAACCACGUCAACGCAAAAGUGCUACAUUUGUGGGGCAACUUCAAGAGAUUUUAAUCGUAUUGACGAAAUGAUAACAAAAACUGUAAAAGUUGAAAACUUGCAGUUUGGGUUAUCAGUGCUUCAUGGGUGGAUACGAUUUUUUGAAUGUCUACUGCAUGUAGCAUACAAACUUCCAAUUCAAAAAUGGCAGGCUAGGGGACCAGGUGAUAAGGAUAUAGUGAAUAAAACCAAACUUGAAAUACAAAAAAUGUUUAAAGAAAGGACUGGAUUAAUUGUAGACAAACCCAAGCCAGGUUUCGGCAAUUCCAAUGAUGGGAAUACGGCCAGGCGAUUUUUCGCGGAUCCUGAACUUUCAUCUGAAAUAACAAAAAUUGAUAUAGACCUCAUUAAAAAAAUGCAUAUAAUAUUAAUAGUAGUAUCAUCUGGUCAUGAAAUAAAUGUGGAAAAAUUUAGACUAUUUGCUCUAAGUACUGCUAGACAUUUUGUAGAAAAAUAUCCCUGGUACCCCAUGCCCCCCACUCUUCAUAAAUUUUUAAUUCAUGGACCUGAAAUAAUUUCAGCGGCUUUGCUACCAAUUGGUCAAUUGACAGAAGAAGCGCAAGAAGCGCGCAAUAAAGACUUCAAAAUGUACCGAGAACAUUUUUCAAGGAAAUGUAGUCGUGAAAAAUCAAAUCAAGAUAUUUUCAACCUAUUUUUGAUAAGUUCAGACCCGGUUAUAACAAGCAAAAGACGUCUACCGAAAAAAAAAAUUCAAAAUCUACCCCAAGAAGCUAUACAAUUGUUAAUAGCUCCAAAUGACGCAUGUAGUGUUGGAAGUGAUUACGAGGAAGAUCCGUCAUCAGAAUCCGAAAACGAAAAUUUUUAAUUUUAUAAUUUUUUUUAUCGACUUAUUAAAAACACAAAAAACAACAACAUUUAUAAAAACUUCUUUUUUUUUAGUUUUUUUAAACAGUUUUUAGUGGACUAAUUAUUAUAUUGCCUUUGCUAUUAGUUUAUUCCACAUUUAUUAAACUCGUGCCCCAC